AUGAGGGCUUAUUGGUAUGACGGCCUUGAUGGUGACCAGCGCCUGGCACAUGACUCUGGCAAGGAGGUUACCGUCGAAGAUCUGAAGAAGCUUGGUGUCUUUUACCACCAAAUCCCUAAUCUGGAUGGUGUCAACCAGCUGGCUUCGGACCGCGGCUAUAGGAACCGAGACGAGAUUGUUGUGUCGCCAGAGAAGAUGGGCGAGAUCUAUGAGGAAAAGGUUAAAUCUUUCUUCCACGAGCACUUGCACGAGGAUGAGGAAAUUCGUUAUGUUCGUGACGGUCAAGGUUUCUUUGACGUCAGAAGCGCCGAUGACGCUUGGGUUCGUAUCCGUGUUGAGAAGGACGACUUAAUUAUCCUGCCUCCUGGCAUCUACCACCGCUUCACAACCGACGAGUCUAACUACAUCAAGGCAAUGAGGCUCUUCAAGGAUGAGCCCAAGUGGACCCCUUUGAACAGGACGAAGGACCUUGAUGUGAACCCGCACAGGAAAGAAUAUGUUGAGCAAUACCUUCAGAACGGCGUGUCAGCAUGA
Molecule: messenger RNA, 534 nt
Organism: Colletotrichum paranaense
Lineage: Eukaryota; Fungi; Ascomycota; Sordariomycetes; Glomerellales; Glomerellaceae
Product: ARD/ARD' family protein
Exons: 4
Coding region: 1-534 (177 amino acids)
Molecular function (GO): acireductone dioxygenase [iron(II)-requiring] activity
Source: RefSeq, a predicted model, not a curated record